Molecule: messenger RNA, 231 nt
Organism: Purpureocillium lilacinum
Lineage: Eukaryota; Fungi; Ascomycota; Sordariomycetes; Hypocreales; Ophiocordycipitaceae
Biological process (GO): mitochondrial electron transport, cytochrome c to oxygen
Source: RefSeq, a predicted model, not a curated record
AUGCUCUCCCGCGCCGCCGCCCGCACGACGACCUCGCUCGUCUCCCGACGAGGCUUCCACGCCACCCGGGCUCGCAUGUCCUCGCCGUACCACUACCCCGAGGGCCCCUACACCAACAUCCCCUUCAACCCGCGCAGCAAGUACUUCGGUCUUGGCUUCUGGUCCUUCAUGGCCACGGGCUUCCUCGCCCCCUUCGGCAUUGCCGUCUACCAGACCUACAAGGAGCAGUAA